This is a messenger RNA of Phymastichus coffea, 1006 nucleotides long. It is a transcript of the gene Ntf-2, whose product is annotated as probable nuclear transport factor 2. Gene Ontology annotation, biological process: protein import into nucleus. The transcript has 5 exons. The record is from RefSeq and is a predicted model, not a curated record. Lineage: Eukaryota; Metazoa; Arthropoda; Insecta; Hymenoptera; Eulophidae. Gene Ontology annotation, cellular component: nuclear pore central transport channel. The coding region runs from base 439 to 831 and encodes 130 amino acids.
GGUUCACGAAUCUCAUCUCCGCCGUACUCGGCUCUCACGAGCAGCGGUUUCUUCCAGGUUUCUUUGGUUACUUACAAUUCUUGCGCCAAACCGGCUAAACUCGGAAAGUUUGCCGAACCCACAAGAGAAAGAGAAAGACGCGUCGACCGCAUAUACAGUGCAAAAGAACGCUGUAAUAAGAAAGUGGAGUUGCGGAUUAUACACACACUUCCGCGAGGCGAGAAAUGGAAUGGUAACGGGCGCACAAGAAGGGACGUAUUUUCAUUUUAUUUUAUUCCUUUCAUAAGGCGAAGAAUUUUCUCUCUCAAUUGUAUUGGCGCUCGCGAGGCAUACGUAUAAUUUUCAACUUAGUCGUCGUCGAAGCCUACGACCGCGACUAAAUUAAGUUGUAGAUUUGAUCAUUCGAAAGGAGAAAUAACUAGGUUAUAAAUUGCGACAAUGGCGCUCAACCCAUCAUACGAGGCCAUCGGCAAAGGAUUCGUUCAACAAUAUUAUCUGUUGUUCGAUGAUCCAGCUCAACGUCCUAAUCUUAUGAACAUGUACAACACAGAGUCAUCAUUUAUGACGUUUGAAGGUCAGCAAAUCCAAGGUGCCAUCAAAAUUAUGGAAAAACUCACGAGUUUAAGUUUUCAAAAGAUCAAUCGGAUAAUAACAGCAAUUGAUUCGCAACCUAUGUUCGAUGGAGGAGUUCUGAUCAAUGUACUUGGAAGGCUGCAGACCGACGAGGAUCAGCCUCAUGCAUACAUCCAGACCUUUGUGCUGAAACCAAUAGGCAUCAGCUUUUUCGUGCAACACGACAUCUUCAGACUCGCGCUGCAUGAUACUGUAUAGGCAACUGCAAACAAUUGUGCACCAAUCUUCAUAAUGUGGCAGAUGAAGAUCCACCACACGCCUUCUCGCAGAUCUUUGUGUUGAAGCCAAUGGGUAGUACGUUCUUCUGCCAACACGAUAUCUUCCGUCUGGGCAUCCACGACACUGCAUAAUGGGCAAUUCUAUUGUCUAUAAG